AAUCUCAGUACGCUGAUUGCAAACACGGAAAUCUAGCGAGAGAAGGAGCCUGUGGGACGUCAGCGCACUGUAGUUAUUUGCUACCUUUAAUUUCAUUGCAGUUCCGGUUCCUUCUAAUCAAAAGCGCGAAAAAUACCAGAAGCGGCGGUGCAUCUGUUUUUACCCCCGUUCUAUGGAUUUGUUGCAGCUGCUAUCAUGGGCUUGCAUCGUGUUUACAGUCGGGAUGUUCUCGACUGGACUGACCGACCUGAAGAAGAUGCACGAAUCCAAGAGUGCUGACAACAUCCAGUUCCUCCCUUUCCUCACUACGUGUCUUAAUAACCUGGGUUGGUUGUAUUAUGGGAUUCUGAAGAGAGAUCAAACAAUUGUCCUGGUCAACGUUAUCGGAGCUUUUCUGCAGAUCCUCUAUGUCGCCACGUACCUCCACUACACAAAACAAAAGAGGCAGGUGAUGUCCCAGACGCUUGCUGCAGGAAUGGUGCUGACCUGCGCUUGGUUCUACUUCACCACGUUUCUUCCGCCGGGAGACACUCGUCUCAGCCAGCUAGGCCUCACGUGCAGUGUGGUCACCGUCAGCAUGUACCUGUCACCGCUCACUGACUUGGUGGAGAUUGUGCGUAGCGGUAAUGUGCAGCGCUUAUCCUUCCCUCUGACUGUAGCCACUUUCUUCACUUCAACCUCCUGGGUCCUCUACGGCCUCCAGCUGAACGACCACUACAUCGUGGUUCCAAACACCCCUGGAAUCUUCACCAGCCUCAUCAGAUUUUAUUUGUUUUGGAGAUUUGCGUCUAAUCAAUCACCUUCCUAUAAGACUAUGCAGAUAUGAGGGAAAGGGAUAUAAAAAGGGGGAAGUCAUGACAGAUGUGAUGACUCCAUGGAUUGCUGCAGCAAAGCCGUCCCAUCGAUUGUCUUGACUGAAACAAACUGUUAGUGGGGCGACACCACUGCUAAAGUGGAGAUAAUGUCUUGUUUUUGUUGACUUUAUCAUUUCAGGAAGGGAUAUCAAGGAGCACAAUUAGUCAGAAAAGUGGUGAAUUCAAUUGAGUUCAGCAAUUACAGAUUUUUUUUUCUGCAGCUAUUUGUCAAACCUGCAACCUGUCUCCUCUUCAUGUCUUUCAAGUGCCUUCUGUUAGGUCAUGGUUGCCAUUAAAGACCAAUGGCAUUUCCUGAUCUACCAGAGUUUCUUAUCUGUGCAUAAUCCAGUGAAUUGGAUUGAAACUUUCUUAUGUCAUAUUAUCCAAAGAUUUUGUGGAGUUGUAACUUUAGCGGCUGCUAUUUUAAUAUCUCAUAUGGUUGCUCUGUUUAUUAUUACUCAUAUGUAGUAUGAACCACUUUCAUAUCUAUUCAGAGUUGCCUCUGUAUCACCAUAUAGAUGAUAUAUUAAGUCAUAUCAGUGGCAGUAAGUUAUAUUUGUGUAGAAUUGUUUUCUAUACAUUUUUAUGUGAGAUUUUUUUUUAUACAGAAUGUGUAUAAUGGUUUAUGUCCAAGAUCAAGUAUUGUUAAUGCUAUUUUUAUAAACUCUUAUAUAUGAGAUUAAAUAAAAUGCAAAUGAAAUUAACACCAUAAGAUUCGUUUACAACAAUGAAUGGUGCUUUUUUUUCUGGUGGUUGCUUGUCGUGGUUAAUGGAGUCUCCUCAUUAUUAUCUGUAAUAAGGACAUAUGUUAUGCAAAUUAAACAGCUCUGUGUCAGCGCUGAUCACUAAUUUCUAAGGGAUGUAAGAUCUUAAAAGAUGCCAUGUAAAUAAAUUUUUACCUUCACCAUCA
Messenger RNA from Thunnus maccoyii (southern bluefin tuna), 1764 nucleotides. RefSeq names its product solute carrier family 50 member 1 (gene slc50a1). The transcript has 6 exons. Gene Ontology annotation, cellular component: membrane. Gene Ontology annotation, molecular function: sugar transmembrane transporter activity. Bases 173 to 826 code for a protein of 217 amino acids. Gene Ontology annotation, biological process: carbohydrate transport. The record is from RefSeq and is a predicted model, not a curated record. Lineage: Eukaryota; Metazoa; Chordata; Actinopteri; Scombriformes; Scombridae.